This is a messenger RNA of Lolium perenne, 2185 nucleotides long. RefSeq names its product cysteine-rich receptor-like protein kinase 19. Gene Ontology annotation, biological process: protein phosphorylation. The record is from RefSeq and is a predicted model, not a curated record. Gene Ontology annotation, cellular component: plasma membrane. Lineage: Eukaryota; Viridiplantae; Streptophyta; Magnoliopsida; Poales; Poaceae. Gene Ontology annotation, molecular function: protein serine/threonine kinase activity; ATP binding.
AUGCUGGUGUUAUCUCUCUUAGUUCUCUUCUCCUUCUCAGCAUCUUCGGCAGGCCAGGCAAUCUGUAGUGACAAUAAUGGCGGCAUGUACAUGCCAAACAAUACCUACAAAGACAACCUCAUAUCCCUCGCCAAGUUACUGUUUGCUAGCGCCGCUGAGGAGCACUCAGCCGUUGGCGGGGCUGGCACAGGACCAGACAAGGUCUACGGUGCAGUGCUUUGUCGGGGCGAUUCUGACAGCUCCGACUGUCAUAAGCGCCUAACCAAGGCCCUUGAUGAAGCAAUCAACAGCAAAGCUGGUGACUCUUACUCUCUCCAGAGCAAUAAGGAUGUGACCUACUACUACGAUGAAUACCAGGCACAGAUAAGCUUCUCCGACAAGGACUUCCUUUCCAGCUUCAGCAACAUGCCCAGGUGCACCGUGAAUACUAACCUGAAUUCUGUGACGGCCACUGUAACCGAGCGUUUCGAAGAUCUUGUCACCAAACUGAUAGAUGCCCUUGCCGAUGUUGUGGUGAGUCAAGCAGAUAAAUAUGCAGUCGGCAAGGUGUGGUUUGAGGAGACAGGACAGACAGUGUACGCGAUGGCUCAGUGCAUACAUGACAUGCCAUAUGAGCGCUGUGCGGUGUGCCUAGAUGACAUCAUCUCUCACAGGCAGAGUAACAUCAGCGCUGGUCAGAUGGGAGCGGCAUUUCUUGGGGUCUGGUGCACAUUGCGUUAUGAGACGGAUACACAGUUCUUCACUGCUACCAAGAUGCUAUCGCUCAAUGCGCUCCCAAGAAGUAAAACACACUUUUUUCGAUGGAACAAUGCAGUCUUGGUCAGCGUUGGAGGUUUCCUACUAGUACUAUUCAUGUCUUGCUUGGUAUUCCAUAUAUGGAUCAACACACAACGAAGAAGAGAACAAACAGUGUUUAAACUACGACGGCUGUACUUGUCAAUACAAGUUGCAAUAAAUCUUUGGAGGACGGGAGGAGCCAACCCAGAAUUUUCACUGUAUGAUUUCUACCAGAUAAAAGAGGCUACAAAUAACUUCUCAGUCGAUAACAAACUGGGACACGGUGGCUUCGGUCCUGUAUAUAAGGGCCGAUUGAGAAGUGGACUUAAAAUAGCAGUCAAGAGACUGGAGACGUGUUCUUUGCAAGGUUUACUGGAGUUCCAGAAUGAAAUUCAACUUAUAGCAAAGCUUCAACACAAAAAUCUCGUUAAACUGCUGGGAUGUUGCAUUCAAGGAGAUCGAGAAAAGUUGCUUGUAUAUGAAUACUUGGAAAACAAAAGCCUAGACUAUUUCAUUUUUGAUAUGGUUAAAGGAGCGCAAUUAAACUGGUCAAACCGUUUGCACAUAAUUGAUGGGACAGCUCAAGGUCUUCUUUAUCUUCACAACUACUCACGAUUAUGUGUUGUUCAUCGGGAUUUGAAAGCAAGUAACAUUCUCUUGGACAGUGUGAUGAAUCCAAAAAUAUCUGAUUUUGGGAUGGCUAGAAUUUUCUGCUCAAAUAUGGCAGAGUCAAAUACCACCAGAAUAGUGGGCACACAUGGCUACAUACCUCCUGAGUAUGCUUUUGAGGGGGUUUGCUCGAUCAAGACAGAUGUAUUUAGCUUUGGCAUAUUGAUUCUGGAAAUAAUAACUGGAAAGAGGACAGCCCACUUCUACCAAUACAAUGGAAAACUAUAUAAUCUCGUCGCAUACGCCUGGCAACUUUGGAUAGAUGGAAAAUGGGGUGACAUGAUUUAUUGUCCAACAGGGAACAAAUAUGAUGAGAUAGAAAGGUGCAUUCAUGUGGCACUUUUAUGUGUUCAAGAAAGUGCGGAGGACCGACCUGCUAUGGAGCGUGUUGUCACAAUGCUAAACACCAAGAACAUGAGCUUACCCCCGCCUAUGCAACCGGCUUACUUCCAUGUAAAUCCAAGUGAGGAAGAAGUUUCAUCAUGUAACAUUACUAUAAGCAUCACAUUAGAGAGGUAGCACCACAUAGUCAUCAAUUCUCAGAAAUAUACUAGUUGCAUUAGUUAAGUUUAUCUGCACCCAAAGGAAAUAAUUGGCAUUAACAUAGUGAUCUCUAUGCACAUCUAUUUGUCUUAUUUUUUUUUAUCCGGAUAUGUUAUACCUUUUUGUUUCUGGGUGCAAACUUUAUUGUACUUAUUCUCUUUCGACUGAAGUUAAAGCAUGUUGAAGACUUAUAUCA